Molecule: messenger RNA, 591 nt
Organism: Penicillium daleae
Lineage: Eukaryota; Fungi; Ascomycota; Eurotiomycetes; Eurotiales; Aspergillaceae
Exons: 2
Coding region: 1-591 (196 amino acids)
Source: RefSeq, a predicted model, not a curated record
AUGACUAUCUCGCAGGAGCUCGCCUCAUGGUUCUCUCCAUCAUACAUUGAACUAGCACCCGUUCCUCGAGUCGACGAUAUAGCCCCGUCAGACCCAAAGUUGGUAUUCCCCACCAACAAUGGAAAGCCAACUAUCAUAGCCUUUCUCCGACACUGCGGGUGUCCAGUCGCAGAAGCAACCUUCCUUGCGAUGCGUACUGCAGCUACUCACCACCCCGACAUCAAUUUCAUCGCCGUAUCUCAUAGUGACCAGCCAUCCACAGAGAAAUGGCUGAAUGCCCUUGGGGGCGCAGACUCUGUCACCGUAGUUGUCGAUGCGGAGCGUCAGAUCUACGCAAAAUGGGGACUUGGAGUUGUUUCUUGGGGCCAUGUUCUUAGUCCGGCAGGCAUGGUAAAUGUCUGGAAGCUAGGCAGAGAACAGGGCAUUUGGAAUAGGCCUACGGAGAGUGGAAGCAGAUGGCAGUCUAGUGGGUAUUGGGCUGUUGAUCAGGGGGGCUUCGUGCGGUGGGGAGGUCCUGCAUGUAGAGCUGAUGAUGUGAUGAAUGUUGCUGAAGCUGUGAAGGGUCUGGAGAAGCCCCGGGCGAGGCUCUAA